AUGGAUAAUGAUGGCAAAGAGUCAUAUAAGGAUGGUGAUCAAUCUGAGGAUUUAAGUGUUGAGUAUGAGUGCAGUUCCGAUGAAAGUGAUGAUAUGGUGGAUGUAACUGUAGAUGAAGCAGAGGCAAAUAUAAUUAAUACUAAUGGUUUUGAAAAGUUGAUAACUGAUUUUACCAUCGAAGAUAUAUGGAGAUUGGUGUUUGAUACAGAAUCUCAAGUUUGUGAAUUUUAUGCCAAAUAUGCCAAGUGCUAUGGAUUUGUGUCCCAAAAAGACUUGAAGACGGUGGAUGCUAAUGGUAACAUUAAUACAAGACAGUUGGUUUGCAAUAAAGCAGGAGAAAGAUAUUGGAAGCACCUUAAAAGGGACAAUCGGCAAAGGGAGCAUAGGGCAAUUACUCGUGUCAACUGCAGGGCUAGGAUUCGGUUCAUUCGUCACUAUAAAACGGGUAAGUGGAAAGUCAGUGUCUUUGAGAGUGAACACAAUCAUCCACUGUGUCCACCUAAGUACAGACAUCUUAUUGCCGCGAAUCGUGGGCUUAUUGAGGCUGAUAAAACACAAACAGACAACUUGCGAGCAUGUGGUGUUAAAACUUGCCACAUAAUGGGUUACAUGGUUUUCCAAAAAGGUGGAUAUGAUAAAGUGGGUUUUACCAGAAAAGACUUACAUAACCACAUUAGUAAGACUAGGCAUGACAAAGUGAAAGACAGUGAUGCAUUUGUUGCGUUGGCCUAUCUGUUUUCUAAGGUAGACAGUGACCCGUUAUUUCUAGGAAAGUUCACCUUAAAGGAUGGUAGGUUGGAUAAUUUGGUGUGGGCUGAUGGAGAAAGCGUUGUUGACUACGAAUGUUUUGGCGAUGUACUGGCUUUUGACGCCACUUACAAGAAAAAUGUAUACAACAAGCCCUUAGUCAUAUUUUCAGGGACCAACCACCAUGGCCAGACAACUAUCUUUGGAUGCGCUCUGCUCUCAGAUAAAAGGUCCGAAACUUUCAAGUGGGCACUGAAAGAAUUUUUGGAAAUCAUGUCAGAAAAACUACCCGGAGGCGUUGUGACAGACGGAGACCGUGCUAUGAGAGAGGCUAUCUUAGAAGUAUUUCCUGGUAUACCACACCGCCUUUUUGCAUGGCAUCUCUAUCGUAAUGCGAGAUGGAACGAGAUCAUAUCCAAAUACGGACUUGCCGAGAAUGAAUGGGUCUGGGCAUUUAUAAUGACAGAAUAA
Arachis ipaensis is the source of this 1218-nucleotide messenger RNA. RefSeq names its product protein FAR1-RELATED SEQUENCE 5-like. The record is from RefSeq and is a predicted model, not a curated record. NCBI's taxonomy places the organism in Eukaryota, Viridiplantae, Streptophyta, Magnoliopsida, Fabales, Fabaceae.